Molecule: messenger RNA, 1278 nt
Organism: Symbiodinium natans
Lineage: Eukaryota; Dinophyceae; Suessiales; Symbiodiniaceae
Source: the annotation of a GenBank genome assembly
AUGUCCUUCUCGCCGCAGAUUGUUGUGGACUGCCGCGGGCAUUUGCUGGGUCGCCUGGCAUCCGUGCUCGCAAAGGAGCUGCUGAAUGGACAGCACGUCGUGUGCGUCCGCGCGGAAGACAUCAACAUCUCUGGCUCCCUGUACCGCAACAAGCUGAAGUACGCAGCGUUCAAGAGGAAGCACAUGAACACCAAUCCCCGACAAGGGCCUUUCCACUACCGAGCACCAUCGAAGAUCCUCUGGCGCACUAUCCGCGGAAUGGUUCCUCACAAGACCGCUCGUGGAGCAGCUGCCCUGGACAGGCUCAAGACCUUCGAGGGAAUCCCGCAUCCGUAUGACCGCAAGAAGCGAAUGGUUGUCCCCAGCUGCCUGAAAGUCCUCCGCCUCCGCCCCGAGCGGCGGUUCUGCCGCCUCGGCGACCUCUCCAAGGAGGUGGGCUGGAAGCACGGUGCCCUCAUCGAGCGCCUUGAGUCUCAGCGAAAGGUGAAGAGCGAAGCCUUCCACAAGAAGAAAACGGCCACCCUGCGAGCCAAGAACGAGGCAAAGAAGGCUGUGAAGCUCCCCGCGGACCAGAUGAAGGUCCUCGAGGAUGCGGGCUAUGCGUGUGUCUCCUUGCUUUCCAGCAUUGUCGCCUCGCGAGUCGGCUCAAGCGAUUGGUCGGCGGGGCUCGGGGUGAAGGCAAGCGCCUUUGAGGAUGUCCUUCUCGCCGCAGGUGGGCUGCUGUCGCACAUGCCAGAGGGUGCGAAGGAUGUGGAAGACAUUGGAAGACGUAGGAAGUCAGACACUUUGAACACCAGCCCGAGGCACGUCGUGUGCGUCCGCGCGGAAGACAUCAACAUCUCUGGCUCCCUGUACCGCAACAAGCUGAAGUACGCAGCGUUCAAGAGGAACACCAAUCCCCGGCAAGGGCCUUUCCACUACCGAGCACCAUCGAAGAUCCUCUGGCGCACUAUCCGCGGAAUGGUGCCUUGGACUAGAAGACUGUCACCAUCAGUGAAUCAGGUUCCUCACAAGACCGCUCGUGGAGCAGCUGCCCUGGACAGGCGCGGUCGGUUCAUGAGAUGGCAAGAGGUCCCCAGCUGCCUGAAAGUCCUCCGCCUCCGCCCCGAGCGGCGGUUCUGCCGCCUCGGCGACCUCUCCAAGGAGGUGGGCUGGAAGCACGGCGCGCUGAUUGAGCGCCUGGAGUCGCAGCGCAAGGUGAAGAGCGAAGCCUUCUACAAGAAGAAGACCGCCACGCUGAGGGCCAAGAACGAGGCUGGGUUUUCUGAGGUUUUUUGA